Ochotona curzoniae (black-lipped pika) is the source of this 2051-nucleotide messenger RNA. It is a transcript of the gene CA12, whose product is annotated as carbonic anhydrase 12. Gene Ontology annotation, cellular component: plasma membrane. The record is from RefSeq and is a predicted model, not a curated record. Lineage: Eukaryota; Metazoa; Chordata; Mammalia; Lagomorpha; Ochotonidae. The coding region runs from base 43 to 1107 and encodes 354 amino acids. Gene Ontology annotation, molecular function: zinc ion binding; carbonate dehydratase activity. The transcript has 11 exons.
GCACUGUCAGCUCACUCCUGUCGGCCGGACAGGGCACCGAAGAUGCCGGUGGGCAGUUUGUGCCCAGCCACCGUUCUCCUGCUGGUGAUCGCUCAGCUGCCGCCUUGCAGCCCAGCCCCGCUGAACGGAUCCAAGUGGACCUAUGUUGGUGCUGAUGGGGAGAAAAGCUGGUUCAGGAAAUAUCCGUCCUGCGGGGGCCACCUGCAGUCUCCAAUAGACUUGCACAGUGACACCCUGCAGUACGAUGCCAGCCUGAUGCCCCUUGAGUUCCAGGGCUACAAUGUGUCUGCCGACAAGCCAUUUAACCUGACCAAUGAUGGCCACUCAGUGAAAUUGAACCUGCCCCCAGAUGUGCACCUCCAGGGCCUGCAGUCCCGCUACACAGCCACUCAGCUGCACCUGCACUGGGGGAACCGUGACGACCCCUACGGCUCUGAGCAUGUUGUGGAUGGAAAGCAGUUCGCUGCUGAGCUACAUAUCGUCCACUAUAACUCAGACCUGUACCCUGACAUCCGAACCGCCAGCAACAUGUCAGAAGGCCUCGCUGUCCUGGCUGUUCUCAUUGAGAAAGGCUCCUUCAAUCCCUACUAUGACAGGAUCUUCAGCUUCCUGCCAUAUGUCAAGUACAAAGGACAAAAUGUGCGCAUCCCAACCUUCAAUAUUGAGGAACUGCUUCCCGAAAAGCCUGCUGAAUACUACCGCUACCGAGGAUCCCUCACCACCCCGCCUUGCUACCCCUCUGUGCUCUGGACGGUUUUCCGAAACCCUGUGCACGUUUCCCAGGAGCAGCUCCUGGCUUUGCAGACAGCUCUGUACUACACACGCGCAGACGACCCUUCCCCUAGAGAAAUGAUCAACAACUUCCGACCCGUCAAGGAUGUCGAUGUGAGGCUGGUACGCACCUCCUUCCAAGAAGUGCAAAUCCUUCCCGGCACAGGACUGAGUGUGGGAAUCAUCCUUUCUGUGGCCCUGGCCGGCGUUAUUGGUAUCUGCAUUGUCCUAGCAGUGUCCAUUUGGUUUUGCAGAAGGAAGAAGAGCACAAAAGGUGACAACAAGGGGGUCAUCUACAAACCAGCUGCCAAGAUGGAGACGGAGGGCCAAGCCUGAAAUUCAAGGCCCUCUCAAUUGCCUAAGGAAGGACCUUACUUACACAGCUGGCUCUCAGGACACUUGAAAUACCUCCAGGUGUUCUCUGAAGCUUCACCUGCAAACACCCAGAUGCCUGGGGGACCUCAGGCUCCCCUAAGGCUCUGGGCCACCACUAGAGUAGUGGUACUCAUGGGUGGGAUGAACUCCAAGAACCAGGAGGCAGGAACUCUGGGUUGCCUGCUGUGCCUGUGUGAGACUGGUAAGGGUCUGGAUUCUGGGUCACAAACCCAAGCUGCCUGCUGGCGGGCUGUUUACUCACUGGAAAACAUUUCUACCCAUGGCUUCAGGUGAGUGUGUUCACAAGUGCCUUGGAAAUUAUGCUUAUUCUCCAAGCUUUCAGACCACAGUGUGCAUUUUCUGCUUGUAUGUUGCUUCGGAAACCCAGUUUCUCUCCUCAGCGGGGGGAGAGCUGCUGCCCUUUGAUUUCCUUCUAUGACAAAGCCUUCAGUCUGACCUCACAACUGUAGGGGAAUUGUUGUGUUAACUGGAAAAAUCUUGACAAGGAAAAGAAAACAAGAGAUUGUAAUACAUUAGGGAUAUUUUUCACAGUCUUGCUCUUUGGGUUAUAAACAAUGAAUGCAUAUUAGAGAAAAGGGUUUUGUUGCUGUUUUGCUUUGUUUUUGUUUUUUGGUGGGAGAUAAGAAGAAAGGCAGAGAGACAAGGAGGUGGAAGGGAAAUGGAGAAGGCAAGGAUGGUCUGGGAGACUGUCACACUGGAGUCUGAACUUGGAUGCACAGUUGUUCAUCAAGUCACAAUAUAUGGGUAGAAUAUUGAAUCUAAAACCUAACCUCCUGUUAGGUUUUUGUACUGUACUGAUUUUUGUUAUAAAUAAUUAGACUAUUCCUACAGCAGACCUGGAGUUCUGAGGUGGUCCACUGAGCUUUUGAAAAAUAGAAGCAAAA